Messenger RNA from Corythoichthys intestinalis (scribbled pipefish), 2732 nucleotides. It is a transcript of the gene rtn4rl1a, whose product is annotated as reticulon-4 receptor-like 1. The transcript has 3 exons. Gene Ontology annotation, molecular function: protein binding; signaling receptor activity. Bases 143 to 1516 code for a protein of 457 amino acids. Gene Ontology annotation, cellular component: extracellular matrix. Lineage: Eukaryota; Metazoa; Chordata; Actinopteri; Syngnathiformes; Syngnathidae. The record is from RefSeq and is a predicted model, not a curated record.
AGAAGAGGAGGAAGAUGUAGACGAGCCGGAUGACAAAGUCCGCGGCAACAUUUUGUAACAAUUUUAUCUGAUCUAGUUGCUUUUACCCACGCGCGAAUGAAAAGAAGAAAAAUGCUCCUCCUGCGACAAACAACCUUCUAGAAUGUUCACACGCGGUUGCGGAGGCGUGGAGCUGCUGCUGGUCCUGUGCGGCCUGGACGUGUCGCUGCUGUGCCCUCGCCACUGCAUCUGCUACAUGUCGCCCAGCACGGUGUCCUGCCAGGCGCACAACUUCCAGACGGUGCCUGAGGGAAUCCCGCCGCACAGUCAGCGCAUUUUCCUGCAGAACAACAAGAUCGGUCGGCUCCUGCACGGCCAAUUCCCGUCGUCUGCCGCCAUGCUGUGGCUCUACUCGAACAACAUCUCCUACAUCCAGCCGUCCGCCUUUCACGGUUUUCAGCUUUUGGAGGAGCUGGACCUGGGCGACAACCGCCACCUGAAGGCGGUGGCAGCGGACACCUUCCGAGGCCUGGACCGCCUGCGCGCCUUGCACCUGUAUCGCUGCGGUUUGCUUGGCUUGCCGCAUGGCCUUUUCGAAGACCUCCACAAUCUCCAGUAUCUCUAUCUCCAGGACAACCAGUUGGAGUUCCUGGAGGACGACCUGUUCAUAGACCUACUGAACCUAAGCCAUCUGUUCCUGCACGGCAACCGCCUGUGGAGCCUCCACCAGAACACCUUCCGGGGCCUGGGCGCGUUGGACCGUCUACUCCUCCACCAGAACCGCAUCCAGUGGGUGGAUAAAAUGGCUUUCCACGACUUGAGGCAUCUCACCACACUCUACUUGUUCAACAACUCACUGACUGAGUUGUCGGCAGACAGCCUGGGUCUCCUGCCGGCCCUUGAGUACCUUCGCCUCAACGACAACCCUUGGGCCUGCGACUGCAGGGCGCUUCCGCUUUGGGACUGGCUGCGGAACUUCCGGGGCUCCACUUCUUCGUUAGUGUGCGUUUCACCUUUGGAGAUGGCGGGGAAAGAUCUGAAGACGCUGAGGAAAGAGGAGCUGCCCAUGUGUCUUAAGGGGGGAGUCGAGGUGGGGGGUACGACGGGUGGUGAAUCAUUGAACCACCUGAAUCGUCACCGGAGCCACCACGACCAGCACCAGCGACCGUACCUGCCCCACGGCGACCAGCACAACUUGCCACCACAUUCGACCAUCCCACAACCACCCAAGGGGGCUCGCGGGAACUGCACCCGGCGUGGGCGUAAGGUCAAAGGGGGGCACAACGAGGUGCGGUUGCUUCGCGAGGGAAAGGAGAAAGACUUUGGAGGUAAACACGAGAAGUCAACCACCGCCAGAAGGAAGAACAAGUGUGUCCUGAGAACUUCAGUUGAGACUCCAAGUGGGGUCCAGAGAGCCGCCAAUGGGGCCACAACACACUUUGAAGGGACUUUUUUCUGCUUAGCGCUGCUCACGUCUCUGAUAACGGCACUGAUUGAGAACGUGGUCAGUUUUGACUGUUUUGUUUGGAUUUUUUAGAGGGGCCUCACAAAUCCAGUGUCAAAGAACCUUUGAGGGACUGAGUUUGUGCAAUAUUUGAGCAGAUAAUUGUAAAGUUUUCUCUGUCAGGGAAGAAUGCUUUUUGCUAUCUGUGGAGAUUCGCACUCAUCUAUGUAACAGUAAUCCACAAAGGUUGAAUGGCGACAACCAACCUUCAUGUUUGCAUUAAAAGGUUUUUUCCAGUUCUAAAUUUUAGGCGUAGCAUUUCCCUAUUAAUGUCCCUGCUGGAUGUACCCCGUCGGUAGCCUCCAUUCAACCUUUCCGGAGUUUUUGCUUGAUGAUAUCAGACUUAAGGUACUCAAGAAAUGUGUACAUACGCUUAAGAGUCGAUGAAAACCCAAAAGCCAUGAGACUGGAAAGAUGCUACACAGGGAGAGUGCCUACUGAGGACCUCUUUGUCCUCCAGAUUGGAGACUUUAGUCGAAAGGCUCAAAGAUUUUCCUAAAAGAUAUAAGAUCUUAGUCUGCUUAGCCAUGAAUGUGGUCUAAGGACCAUGAUUCAGAUCCUGGAUGUAUUUAAAGGUCCAGAGUCGUUCCUCUGCCAUAGGCCAUGGUCCUUGAUCUUGCUCAUAAGUCUCGGUCAUGCUAAUGUUCUUGGAUGCAGACCAUGGGCCUAGUUCUUUCUUUCUUUUUGACUCAAGGCCUCAAUCGUGCUGACAUAAGCACAAAGAGUUUGUGUGCAUCUUUGAGGUCGCAUUGGAGGUAUGUGAUGUUUCUUGUACAAUCUCCUGUACUGUCAGGAAGAUCCUAAUCAAAAUGUGAAUUGUUUACUUGGAUCACCACUAUGCUCCUUCAUUUUCAAGUUUUCCUUGCCAGAUUUCCUCUGUCCUCAGCUUAUCUUGCCCCCUCUACCUUCUAUCAACUCCUGUUUUCAUCCUACUCCUCCACUUUGCUACUGCUUCAGUGUCCCAUCUUGUCCAGCUUGACCUCUGGUUGUCUUGUUUGUCACCUUGCUUUUCAUCUCCUUCCUACCAUGUCGUUUCCAUUCUGGCCUCCUUCUGAUCUUGUACUUUCCCAUCUCCUCCAUACUUGUAUCCUGCUGUCUACUUCCUUCAUCUCUUUUUAUCCUUCACAGCUCUCGUUCUCGUUUCCAUUUUCACCUCCAGCUUUUAUCCAGUCUUUUUCUUUUUCUCCCUUUCCUCCAUUCCAUUCACACCUCCACACUUGUUUCUAAAUAAACAGAAGGUGUCCUCAAA